Molecule: messenger RNA, 1308 nt
Organism: Postia placenta MAD-698-R-SB12
Lineage: Eukaryota; Fungi; Basidiomycota; Agaricomycetes; Polyporales; Adustoporiaceae
Exons: 7
Coding region: 1-1308 (435 amino acids)
Biological process (GO): mRNA splicing, via spliceosome
Cellular component (GO): precatalytic spliceosome; catalytic step 2 spliceosome; Prp19 complex
Molecular function (GO): protein binding
Source: RefSeq, a predicted model, not a curated record
AUGGCAACUUCGUCACUACCCCCAAUAAACCCCUUGCUGAAGGUGUGCGGCAAGCGCACACGAGAUAUCUUCGUGGCAUGUCCAGACGACAGCAUGCAGGAGGAGCCGAAAAGUGCUCGCAUGCGGCUCUCCGUGAAAAUGAACGACGAAUACAAAGAUGUACGAGAGCUCCCUGCACAGCUACUUGCGCAACAAGGCGCAGUCGGGCCUGCACGACCAAAGGAGCAGCGUAAAGCUAUAACGGCCGGACGUAACACGGACACUAGCCUCAUGAUUGCGAGUAUCGACAACACGCCCGCUCCACAACCGUCCACCUUCACCUCACAAACAAACCUCACAAAAGCACUUCAGCUUCACAAGACCACGCGCACGAUAAAGCCGACGUACCAUGCACCAUGGAAACUCAUGCGCGUCAUCUCGGGACACCUCGGCUGGGUACGCAGUGUCGCAGUUGAGCCGGGGAACAAGUGGUUUGCGACAGGUGCGGGUGACCGUGUGAUCAAGAUAUGGGAUCUCGCGUCGGGCGAGCUCAAGCUCUCGUUGACUGGACACAUCUCGACUGUACGUGGACUUGCGGUGUCGAAUCGACAUCCGUAUCUUUUCUCGUGUGGGGAGGACAAGAUGGUGAAAUGCUGGGACUUGGAAGCCAACAAGGUCAUCCGGCAUUACCACGGACAUCUGUCUGGUGUCUAUGCGCUAUCGCUGCAUCCGACAUUGGACGUUCUCGUGACGUCGGGGCGCGACGCCUCAGCACGAGUAUGGGAUAUGCGGACAAAGGCACAGAUUCACGUCUUGUCGGGCCACACAGCGACAGUUGCAGACGUCAAGUGCCAGGAGUCAGACCCGCAGGUCAUCACAGGCAGCAUGGACUCGACAGUUCGCCUGUGGGACCUCGCGGCGGGUAAGACGAUGGUCACGCUCACACACCAUAAGAAGUCGGUGCGUGCACUGGCCAUUCACCCGACGGAGUACUCGUUUGCAUCGGCGUCGGCGGGCGGGAACAAUAUCAAGAAGUGGAAGUGCCCCGAGGGAGCGUUCGUCUUCAACUUCAGUGGACACAAUGCGAUCAUAAACACACUAUCUGUGAACUCAGAGGGCGUGUUCUUCUCUGGGGGCGACAACGGCACGCUAACAUUAUGGGACUACGACACGGGCACGGCGUUCCAAAAUAUGGACGACAUCCCGCAGCCUGGCUCGCUUGAAGCCGAAGCGGGCGUAUUCUGCUCGACGUUCGAUGCCACCGGCACGCGACUUAUCACAGGAGGUGCCGACAAAACCAUCAAGAUCUACGCCGAGCAGUCACAGUAG